This is a messenger RNA of Andrographis paniculata, 1204 nucleotides long. RefSeq names its product protein EARLY RESPONSIVE TO DEHYDRATION 15-like. The coding region runs from base 279 to 776 and encodes 165 amino acids. The record is from RefSeq and is a predicted model, not a curated record. NCBI's taxonomy places the organism in Eukaryota, Viridiplantae, Streptophyta, Magnoliopsida, Lamiales, Acanthaceae. The transcript is spliced from 3 exons.
ACAGCUGUCUCUUGGAUCCGUUUGAUUCUGAAAUGUGUUGUUCACUAGAUGUGGUUGAUUGACUGUUUAGAAAUGAUAUAAGUUUCUGGUAACGUUCGGUGAAUUCGUCGCAGAGUAAAUUUCAGUUGGUGAUUUCAUCCUCUUGUUUCACCGAUUUGAAUGAUUAAAUAAGCUUCGAAUGUAGAUUGUUCCAUAAGAUGAUGGUGAAUGUCAUUUCUAAUUCGAGACCAUUGUUUGUGAAGAGGUGAUUUUGAUUGGAGAAGCAAAGCAAUCCUGGCAUGGCUCUAGUGUCUGGCAGAAGGUCAUCCCUGAACCCUAAUGCACCACUAUUCAUUCCGGCAGCUGUGAAACAAGUGGAGGAUUUCUCGCCGCAAUGGUGGGAUCUUGUCACUACUGCAGCAUGGUUUCGUGACUACUGGCUCAGCCAACAUCAGGGAGAAGAUAUUUUCCAGGAAGAGCAGCACGAUCUUCUUGAAGAUAGUGCUGUUGGGUUGUUACCUGAUAACAUUGAUCUUGAUAUCGACGCUGAUAUCUUGGAUAUGGAGGCACAGUACGAAGAAUUUCUUCAAUUAUCUGAUACUUCCUGUGGGAUUAAGAAGUCCUCUGGAGUGAUAAAUGAUGGCUCGGGGAGGAAUGUGGAUGCAAUAGUGAAGAGCCUAAAUGUGCCGAAGCAGGGAAGCUCCAAGCCCUCUAGGGAAGCCAUGAAACAUUGGGAGAAACCAGCCAAGAUUGUUAGUCCUGUGCGCAGCCCCCGGUUCAUUCACCAACCCCGUUGAAUCUCCCAGUCAAAGCUGCUACUCUUUGUACAAUCUUGUUCACAGCCAUGGCUCCCUCCCUUUAGAUCUUACUUUUGAAAAGUGAUCCAAGGUAAUGUAGAUCUAGUUUUCCAAGAAAUAGAAAUAAGAGACUUUUAAGAUUGACCAUGGUAUGACUAGUUUACUCUUUCACUGGCUGUGAACGAGGCAGUGAAAGAAACAGUACAAUUGAAUGGUUGAUGGCCCUUUACGCCGUAAUGCUGGCUGGUUACGGUGUUGAUCGAGGCUAAUCAACACUACUAUAAUACUCAGUUGUAAUAACAUAUGUAUAUUACUAGAUACAUUAUCAAUUAUACUUCUGGAUUGUGGGCUAGUGUCUUAAUGUAAAUUGUAUGUCAAGUAAAUUACCUAUUUUUGGGGUUCAUUGUAAUAUUUGGGUUUUAUUUUUA